CGUGCGAUGGUGGGUAUCUUGUUGGAGUGAGUCGGCCAAAUUUGGGUAUCUCUCUCACGAGUUACUUUUAUAUAAAUGCGUGAUGAGUGAGUCCCUAUAAAUUCCCAAAAAGAGACAAAGGUAACUGACGAAACCUUUCCUUCAUUCAUUCUAAAGAUAGGUUCGCUGCAGGUCUGUCACCAACAGCCCUUUUCCCUCCAACCCCUCCACCGAGAUUCAGUAGUAGCAGAUAGACAGACAGACAAGAUCAAUGUCUCCCAUUGAUUUUCCAGACUUGUUGGAAAAGAGGGGUGAUAAUAAUAAGAUGACGGAAGAACGGGGACGCAGUGGUGGCCGCUUGAUUGGCAAUUUGCGAAGUCGUUCUCGCAGCCGUCGUUCCAAGAGCGCCCAACGUCGUGCCGCGUCUCAGCCACCCAAGAAGGUUCACAAAGAAGACGACGACGACGCUGCCAAGCUGAAGAAACGCCGUUCCCUCUCUCGUUCGGCGUCUCGUCGGGAGAAUAAGCCGUCGGACUUUGUGGAACUGACCAAAAAGGCAGCGUCUCCCUCCAAGCGUCGACCGACCAAAACGACUAGUAGUGGCAGUGGUAAUGCCAAGACGACCAAGUCGUCGUCGAGUAGCAACAAGAAGGAAUGGAGUGCGGAUAUCAUUAACCUUGUGGAUCGUGAUGUGGAGGAUGUGAUCUUGAGUGAUAUUAUCCUGACGGACAAGAACAACAAGAAGAAGAAUACCGCUGGUAGCAGUAAAUCCAAGUCACUGGAAAAGAAUACGAAGCCCUCAUCUACAGUCAAGAACAAUAGUACCAACACUUCCAACAACAAGAAUGAGGAGAACAAAAAGUCUUCUCUCUCCAAAACUACUAGUAGCUCCACAGCAGCAGCAGCAGUCAGCAAACCCAGCUCCACAACCGCAGUCAGCAACAAACCUCGCAAGACCAAUAGUACCGGUAGCAGCAACAGCAAUAACAACACCAUGGACAAGUACUCUGGUUCCAACCACGGUUCACCCAAGACGGUCAAUCGAUUUCCCUCGGAUACCUAUUCCGACUAUGAAACGUCGGAAGAUGAAUCCUCGGACGACGAAGAAGACGACGAUGAAUCGAAAUCGGUCGAUGCCAAGGACCUCUUGGCACAAGUCAAUGCCCGCAUGGAACAGCAACGACUCAUGGAAGAAGUCAAGGAAUUGCGUCGCGUCGUGGAAAAGAAGGACGCCGAGAUUGAACAAUUGACGGGACAAUUGCGCAUGGCCAUUUCCACAAAGUGCGAUCUGGUCAUUGCGCAUACGGAAUUGGAACGAUUGCACGAAAUGGAUUUGAAAGCACGCGAUUCCUAUGCCGGUGAAAUGAAACGAUCCAAUCUGCAACUCAUGGAAGUUCGAGCGGAAGUGGAAAAGGAAUUCAUGAAUGAGCUCACACAGUUGGCACGAAAGGUGGAAGAAUCGGAUCGACGUCGCAAAGAAGAUGUCCAGGAGAAGGACAAUAUUAUUGGACUGUUGGAAGAUAAGAUCAAGCGGAUGGAACGGAAUGCGUUACAGGGAAGCUCGGCUCGACCAGACACGGACAAAGUGCGGUUCUACAAGAAAAAGCUGGGGGUGUAUGAUCAGUAGCCGCAAGGUUUCAAACCGCAACAGACAGAUUUAUGAUCGAUAUACAGUAAUGCAACAAAUGAAUGAAUAGUGCCUCUGACAAGCAAGCAAGCAAGCAAGCAACAACAAGACACAAUCGGUAGGCAGUUUGAUACGUUGCAUCAAUUGCAAACAAUAACCAGAAUCAGUCCGGUGGAAUGAUAAUAUGUGACAAUUAGUUAGUUUGAUGGAAGCAAGAGAGGAAGGCAGAAAGAAAAAGUGACAUCCAGAGUGGCAGCCAGUCAAAGAGUGAGCUCAGGAAACAGAACUAGAACACCAAUAGUAUUAUUAGCAUUAGGUUGAAAGUCAUUGGAGUC
This is a messenger RNA of Seminavis robusta, 1941 nucleotides long. Lineage: Eukaryota; Bacillariophyta; Bacillariophyceae; Naviculales; Naviculaceae. The record is from the annotation of a GenBank genome assembly.